AAUAUUAACUGAAUAAGUAUUAAUAAUAGAAAUUAAUGGAUAUUUUAAUUAAUAUUGGAAAUGAAAGAAAUAUGUGCGACUACGCUAAAAUGAAGAAUAAUGAAAACGAGUAUUCAUGUCAUGUUCAUGUUAAGGUUAAUCCUAACCUCGAUCUGUGUGGAGACUAAACCGGAGCAACUGAUGUCGAUUCAAUCGUAAACCUGUCGUCUAUCGUUGAUAAUAUCUGCAAAAGUACCAACAUUUUUUAAUCAUGAUGGUGAAAUAAUUUAUUUUAUAGAAAAUUAGAAAUAAAUAUUAUAAGAGGAAAAAAUAAAAUUCUACAGAAUAGAAAUACAUUACAGAAGGAGAAAAAUUUAUAAGUUAAUUUAAGCAGAAAAAAAGAAUCAAUUGAGAUUAUUGUGAUCAAGAAAUGACGCCAAAGAUUUUAUUUCGUGGGACAAGCCAAAUAUUGCGCGGCAAAUUAAAUUUGCUGAGUUCCAAGUAUAAUCCUAAUAGUACAUGCAAUGCUGCAUCCAUGUCCACAUUGCCGCCCGACAGUCCGAUGAACGUGUUUGACAGGAACACGAAGUUGUUACAGCGCGAACGCGCCGCCAAGGACGCUAAUGUCCAGCUUUAUGAUUACAUCAAGGAUGAAGUGGGCGACAGACUAGCCGAUCGAAUAUUUGAUAUCAAACGAAAGUUUGGCAGGGCUCUCGACCUGGGAUGCGGACGCGGUCACGUGUCCAAGCGGAUCUUCAGCGAGUCCGUGGAGGAACUGGUGUUGGCCGACAUGAGUCCAAGUUUCCUGCAGCAAGCUGAGACCAUGGAGGGUGUAAGGGUUAAGAAAGAGACCAUUGAUGAGGAGAAUCCAUCCUUUGAGCCCAACAGCUUUGAUAUGGUGAUCAGUUGUCUAAGUCUUCAUUGGGUCAAUGAUCUUCCCGGAUGCUUUAGACGUAUCAACAGUAGUCUGAAGAACGACGGAGUCUUCUUGGCAGCUGUAUUUGGCGGCGAAACGCUUUACGAGUUAAGAAGUUCCUUGCAAUUAGCUGAAUUCGAGAGGCACGGUGGGAUCUCGCCACAUAUUUCACCAUUCGUGGAAAUCAGGGACAUUGGAUCGCUGUUAACAAGAGCGAAUUUUACUAUGUUGACUAUCGAUACGGACGAGAUAGUCAUUGGUUACCCAAGCAUGUUCGAGCUUAUGUGGGACCUGAAAGGAAUGGCUGAAAGUAAUGCAGCUAGGAAUCGUAAUUUACAUUUACCGAGAGACACGCUUAUCGCGGCCGCAUCUAUAUACAAAGAGCUCUACGGAAAGACGAAAGAAGACAAUACCGCGUUUGUUCCUGCCACGUUUCAGAUAAUAUACAUGUUAGGAUGGAAACCGGAUGCGUCUCAACCAAAACCUCUUAAGAGGGGAACGGGAGAAGUGUCGCUUAAGGACUUGUACAGACUCAAUAAAAUAAUCAAAGAUAGCAAGAAGAUAAAAUUGGAUGACGAUGAUAAAUAGCCUGUAUUAAAUAACUUUUAUUUGAUCGCGCGUUGAAUGUAAAUAUUCAAUGUAUAUUAGUAGUAAAUAUAAGACAUUGUAGAAUUAAAAAGAAAUUUAAAACCCAUGAACCAAAAGAGAAAUAUAUUUAGUUUCGCAUUGUAGAAUUAUUUAAUGAAUAUUAAUAAAUUUUUAAACAUUUAUGAUUUAAAAAUAAAAGUGAUUUUAGACGUGUAGCGUCUUAAAACUUAUUUACAAUGUAAAAUUUAAUUACAAUUACUGGAAUUCAUUUACGUGAUCUCUUGUAUCAGCAGAUACCAAUUUUCGUGAUUGAUCGUAAUCAUGUACUCUACAACGUCUGUAAAUAUUUUAAACUGUCUUACGUUUACUUUUAUACAAACUUAACAAAAUCUAUAUAAAUUGUAUAAAUUCUUUUUUUUUAAAUGGUAGGCAUAAAAAAUAACUUAUUCAACAGU
Molecule: messenger RNA, 1938 nt
Organism: Solenopsis invicta (red fire ant)
Lineage: Eukaryota; Metazoa; Arthropoda; Insecta; Hymenoptera; Formicidae
Product: arginine-hydroxylase NDUFAF5, mitochondrial
Exons: 4
Coding region: 410-1483 (357 amino acids)
Biological process (GO): mitochondrial respiratory chain complex I assembly
Cellular component (GO): mitochondrion
Source: RefSeq, a predicted model, not a curated record